This is a messenger RNA of Branchiostoma belcheri (Belcher's lancelet), 1162 nucleotides long. RefSeq names its product nose resistant to fluoxetine protein 6-like. NCBI's taxonomy places the organism in Eukaryota, Metazoa, Chordata, Leptocardii, Amphioxiformes, Branchiostomatidae. The record is from RefSeq and is a predicted model, not a curated record. The transcript is spliced from 10 exons. Bases 54 to 1109 code for a protein of 351 amino acids. Gene Ontology annotation, molecular function: acyltransferase activity, transferring groups other than amino-acyl groups.
ACAACGUUGUUCAGGCUGUUGAGACCGUGCAAACAUUUACAUUUCAAGCCAUCAUGAAUGCCCUUGUUUCCGUGGACUCCUUCUUCUUCCUAAGUGGGCUCCUGAUGACAUACCUUCUGCUCAGGCAGAUCGGGAAGAACCGAGAGAAGGGAAAAUCUGUUCCGUACGGGAUGUUGUACUUCCACAGAUAUUGGAGGUUGACGCCUACAUACAUGUUCGUCAUGAUGCUGUACGUGUGGGUGCUUCCCUACAUGUUCUCUGGUCCCUUCUGGCCACCGGCACCUUUAGACCCAAACUGUGGGGACAACUGGUGGACAAACAUACUGUACAUCAACAACCUGGUCAACGAUGACAGGCAGUGUAUGAUCUGGUCCUGGUACCUGGCCAAUGAUAUGCAAUUCUUCGUCAUCGGAGUUCCUCUCGUCUACAUACUGUACAGGUGGCAGAUACUGGGGAUUGCUGUGAAGCUGGCUCUUCUUUUGGCAAGUUUCAUCACCACUGCAGUCAUCAGUUGGCACUAUAACCUGAAAGCCCCUGGCGGGGACCCAGUUAAGUACUAUGACAAGCCGUACUGUCGUAUCGGACCGUAUCUGGUAGGAGUUGCCGUUGGCUGGUUCCUGGUUAAGAUUAAAAGAAAAGAGACAAAGAGCACGACCUUGAGACAGUUGAUGGUCCGGAUUGGUUGGAUCGUUGCUGCUUCCUGUGCCGUGGCUGUGCUGUAUGCAACAUACGGCCUGUACCAGGGGACAGCUUUCAAGACAGAAUCCGAGCAUGUGUUGUACCUGACUGUGCACCGUACUGUCUGGGCCAUGGCGCUUGGUUGGGUGGUUAUCGCGUGUUAUCAUGGAUACGGAGGAGUGGUGGACAUCAUUCUUUCCUGGGACGCCUGGGUGCCCCUGAGCCGACUGACGUACUGUGCAUAUCUGGUACAUCUUCUGGUGAUGUAUGCAGUAUACCUCACCAGGGAGGUGCCCGUCCACUACUCCAUGUUCACUAUGAUCUAUUUCUUCUUGGGACACUUGACUCUAUCCUACGGUGUGGCCUUCCUGGUGUCUGUGGCAGUGGAAGCACCAUUACUGGGACUGGAGAAAAUCAUCUUCAACAAAUGAGACAGAACUUUAGGCCAUGUUGAUUUGAUUAUAUGGAUGACAUCCGCGCGCGC